AUUGGUCAGUCUUUGUUCUGUGGAGUUGGCGCCAUCGCAAGCCUCCGUGCUGCUCCAGCGCUUCCCAAAGAAGUGCUGUUGUUUGCCAGUGUUAGCGAUUUAAUUACGACACCAUGACUGAUAAAGAGGCUGCAUUUGAUGAUGCUGUGGAGGAGAGGGUGAUCAAUGAGGAGUACAAGAUCUGGAAGAAGAACACCCCUUUCCUCUACGACCUGGUCAUGACACACGCCCUGGAGUGGCCCAGCCUCACCGCCCAGUGGCUGCCAGAUGUCACAAGGCCAGAAGGGAAAGACUACAGUGUGCACAGGCUGGUUCUGGGGACACACACUUCUGAUGAGCAGAAUCACCUUGUAAUUGCUAGUGUUCAGCUCCCAAAUGAUGAUGCCCAGUUUGAUGCCUCACACUACGACAGUGAGAAAGGAGAGUUUGGAGGCUUUGGGUCUGUGAGUGGCAAGAUAGAGAUUGAGAUCAAGAUCAACCAUGAGGGAGAAGUGAACCGAGCGCGCUACAUGCCUCAGAAUCCUUGCAUUAUUGCCACCAAGACCCCCACCAGCGACGUGCUGGUCUUUGAUUACACAAAGCACCCUUCUAAACCUGACCCUUCUGGAGAAUGCACCCCAGACCUGUGUUUGAGGGGCCACCAGAAGGAGGGCUAUGGUCUCUCCUGGAACCCGAACCUCAGCGGCUGCCUCCUCAGUGCUUCUGAUGACCAUACAAUCUGCCUGUGGGACAUCAGCACAGUGCCCAAAGAGGGAAAGAUUGUGGAUGCCAAGACCAUCUUCACAGGCCACACUGCUGUAGUGGAGGAUGUUUCCUGGCACCUGCUCCACGAGUCACUCUUUGGCUCUGUGGCCGAUGACCAGAAACUCAUGAUCUGGGACACACGGUCCAACAACACCUCCAAGCCCAGUCAUGCUGUGGAUGCCCACACAGCCGAGGUCAACUGCCUAUCCUUCAAUCCCUACAGCGAGUUCAUCCUGGCCACUGGCUCAGCAGAUAAGACGGUGGCUCUUUGGGACCUGAGGAACCUGAAACUGAAGCUGCACUCAUUUGAGUCUCACAAGGACGAAAUAUUCCAGGUUCAGUGGUCGCCUCAUAAUGAAACCAUCCUGGCCUCCAGUGGCACUGACAGGAGGCUCAACGUGUGGGACCUCAGCAAGAUCGGAGAGGAACAGUCACCAGAGGAUGCUGAGGAUGGUCCUCCUGAGCUGCUGUUUAUCCACGGCGGACACACAGCGAAGAUCUCAGACUUCUCUUGGAACCCCAACGAGCCGUGGGUGAUCUGCUCUGUAUCAGAGGACAACAUCAUGCAAGUCUGGCAGAUGGCUGAAAAUAUCUACAACGAUGAGGACCCAGAAGGUGCUGCAGAUUCAGAGGUCCAGGCAUGAGUCUCCACGUCUUCAUUUGACCUGCUUGUUUAAAAGUCGAUCUGUUUUCCAGUGUUGGGUGCACAAUCUGUGGUGUCUUUUUAAAACACAUUUUGGGCAGCAGUGAUUUUAUAGACAAUUAAAGAACAAAAUGCUGUGUAGUCAUCAUAUUGUUGAAGUAUUUAAAUUAAGCCUGUUUUGUUCAGAUUUUUUAGAUCUUUUUAGUUUUUUAAACUCCCAGAAUUCAGCUCUGGCUUGUGAUGAAAAUAUCACAGAUGUGUCCAUCAAUAUUCAGGUUUGCUUUUUGAUGGUUUUACUUCUUUCAUCUCAAAUAGUUGUCCCAGCAACAUUUCUACAGAAAUCCAUUUUUAAUAAAAAUUGUACAUACGUAGGUUUCUCUUGUAUUUGCUUUAUAUCUGUAGUAUGAAUUUUCCAGGAUGCACGUUGUGUCACUUGUACUUGUCACUAUGUUUUUAUUUUUCUGUGCUGCAUCUGUUUGUUUACGUACUUAAGUAUAUUCAUAAUAAAAUAUCUACAGUAAA
This is a messenger RNA of Dicentrarchus labrax (European seabass), 1909 nucleotides long. RefSeq names its product histone-binding protein RBBP4-like. NCBI's taxonomy places the organism in Eukaryota, Metazoa, Chordata, Actinopteri, Moronidae. The record is from RefSeq and is a predicted model, not a curated record. Gene Ontology annotation, cellular component: ESC/E(Z) complex; NuRD complex; nucleus. Gene Ontology annotation, molecular function: histone binding. Gene Ontology annotation, biological process: regulation of gene expression.